Molecule: messenger RNA, 2559 nt
Organism: Porites evermanni
Lineage: Eukaryota; Metazoa; Cnidaria; Anthozoa; Scleractinia; Poritidae
Source: the annotation of a GenBank genome assembly
AUGGCCCGGAAGGCGGCAGAGGUGACCCUGUGCAUAUCUGAGAGACUGAGACUCUCCUCAGGCCACCACACUUAUGGCUCAGCGGCUCGGCCCCUCAGGCCUCCGAUCAAAGAUGGCGUCGUCCUCAAGUACAUCCACUUCCACCACUUCCACCACAUCCAGUGCCGUGCCGUCUAAAACAAGUAUGCGGGCUAUAACUUUCUGACCCGGAUUUAGAACCCAGAAACGGUUGAUUUUGUAAUCAUUUGUUAAUCAUUUGGCUUUUCGAGGUGCGCACAUGCCUAUUUGCGAUGCUAAAGACUGUAAGACUGGAAGGUGGACUAUAUGACUGUUCAUUAAAGUCAAAAUUGAUAGAGUUAAGCUACUGAUAAUCUUCAUUUUCCUUUAAAUCAAUGUAAAAUCUAAGCAUAAUUUCGGUGACAGAGAGCAUAAUUUUCAGAAAGUAGCAUGAUUUUGGUAUAAUUUCUAAAAAAAAUAUGAGCACUGCUAAAAGCAUAAUAUCCCUUUUUUUCGAGCACAAUCUACCAAAGCCUAUCCGCCAAUAAAGAGAAUUAUUGUAACGUUUACGGCAAACUUUAGUUGAGAAUUUCUCAAAAUAGAAAAUACGGAGAUAAAAACAGUCCAACACGAUUGUUACAGACAAAACUAACAUGAAGGUAGAAGCGAUGAACACAAAACCCUGAUUUACUUGCAACUGGUCACGUGGUACAAUUGACGUUUGCCGUUUGCGGUAAACGUCACUCUAAAUCUCUCCAAUGUUUGUAACCUGCGAUCAGACACUGUUCCAAUCUACCACUUAACAACUGUUAUUAUCACUACACGCGGCCAAAUGACAAACUGCCCUCUCUAAAUGGAAUUUGCAGCCCGCAGCAUGAUUUCAUGUUAAGCAAUCUGUCCUUAUGAAAUAAAUUUGUGCGCUUUGGCCUUGUGUACUCAUAAUAAUGAUAAUCACAUGACUACCUUUUGUCGGGCAUGUAGUUUAUUUCUGUCCCUCUCAUAUAAUUUUCACCCUCGCUCCACAAAUAAUCUAUAUGCCCCCCAAAAGUCAUGUGAUUGUCCCCCCUGGAUUGUCCAGUAUUCGACGUUGCUUGCGUUUAAUUCGCGCGAGGAAGAAGAAAGAUAACCCUUCCUUCUCCCUUCCUCGCGCGCCUUCAAUGUUCUUAAAUUCCCGCCGUCUCGUACGUUUCGUAGGUCAAAUGAACACCUACUUUUAGACUGCGAGCAGAUUCUUCAUGCAGACUUCUUUAAUUUACAGCUAGAGGGCACGCCUUCGCUCGAGGUGAAGCCGUGAGAACAGAGGGCGUAAACCCAAUUGCUUUUUGUUUAAAGGGCUACGUCGAAGUGAGUUUCACAUUUUGGGGGUAAGGGAAAGCUUAUAUUUUCCCCUUUUAAAAUUGGCCAAACGUCAGAGAGGCCCUUUAGGGUAAAAUGUCUUCAUUUAACUAGUAUUGUCGCCGAUCGUAGGAACGAGAAAGGGGCACCCUUUUUGUCAGUAGGAGGUACACGAAAGGGGUACUUUUUCUGUCAAACUAAAAGUGUAAGGGUCGGUUAUUUAAACGAAGACUGACUUAGGCCGCCGUUUAGGAAAUCGCUGGACCUUUCUGGACCUUUCUUAAUGGGUUAAUUUAGGAAAAUAAUGCUUUUCCAUAUAUGCUUUAUUCAAAUUGUUCACAGAAAAAUGGUGUUUAUAUAAAAGCGUUGGGCAAACGGAAAAUGGCUAGCGCUUAGAACCCGAUUUUGUUAGACACGGGCUAAACUCCGUUUAAAUAACUGGCCAUAUAGGUUUGGACCCCUUCGUUAAGUAACCCCCUCCGGGAUGAUACAAGACAAUGCUUGAUGUCCAUAAUUAGCUUAAUCUAGUCAAGACGGGCGCAAGAGAAGAGAAAAAAAUAUUACAGAAAGAAAAGCAUAAUAAAAGAAAACAAACCUACCGUAUUUUAGUUGGCGGUAUCAAUACUUUUGCUAAUUAAGCAUUGACGUUAUUGAUAAAAGCGUGACAAAAAGAGUAAUUGACAUUAGUGAUUGAUCCGUACUAUAGCUUUGAAAAAUGUAGUUUUCUAUUAAAUUUUUAUACAUCAAUAAACUAUCUUCGUUCUCUAAGAUCUGGAAAAAGGGAUUUUCUUCAAUUUAGUUUUAAACGGAUUUUUAUCAAGUAUUUGAUGGAAAGUGGGAUACAGUUUGAAAUUAAGGUGGCUCGAUGGGAUUUUUUGGGGAUCAAUGCACCCCAAGUUUGAACAUAAACUACGUCGCCAUUAACAGACUUUGAAAUUACCACCACAGCUGUAUUAGGUAAAGAUGAAAAUUUGUUAUGAUCAGGGUUACAACGACAUCGGAGUUGUCAUAGCAACGAAAUGACGCCGUUACCUAUUUUACUUGCAGCCUUAUUUCUUGGUGCUGGGAACUGUUCUUCCACAAUCGUUCACGGGAGCUUUUUCCUCCAAUAGCCGCCUCGGCGUUCGUCAGUCAUGGGAGUUGAAGACUGUUCCAUCGAGUAGAAUCGCACGUGAAAACCUCGUGAAUUAUGAUGAUGCAACCAUCUACAGUGGAACCUCGAUAUAA